UAUUUUUCAGUGAUAACAGGCUAACACUGAUAACUGACUGGAAUUUUUGAUAUUUCUCUCGAAAGUAUGAGCAUUUGUAAUUUAAUUAUAAUUUAUUUCUUUUUUGUAUCGUGUUAAAUGAAAUGGAGAACGAUCGCGAAACGAAGAUGAGACGUGAUAAAUACUUGAUGGCUUCUAGAAUAGCUAAUGAAGUAUUGAAUUCAGCUCUCUCGAAGUGUAUACAUGGUGCGCUCAUCAGCAAGAUUUGUUCCGAAGCGGAUUCUACCAUAGUGAAAAAAGCUGCCUCGGUUUAUAAAAGAGAAAAAAUCGGACGGGGUAUUGUAGUUCCAACGAACAUCGUUGUGGAUGUAGGCUCAUCUGAAAGUCAUCCAGAUCACGUACUUGAAAAUGGAAACGUAGUAAAAAUCAUGAUAACACGUAUUUCAUGCAUUUCACCGCCAGAGUGCAACACAUGUUUGUUGACGCCGAAUCUUUUAUGCGCUUUGCAUUCGGCAUCCGAUGCUGUUAUCACGUUAUUUCAACCCGGUAGAUGUAUCAAUGACAUUUUCGAUGCCGUAGAUAAGACAGUUAGAUGUUUAGGCUGUUCGCCUGGCGAGCAAAUCAUAAUUUACAAAUUGGAUAAAAUGAAAAUGAAAGGAUGUAAAAUGAUGCUUCCUAAUAUGGACCCCGAUUCGGAUGACGAUUUUACCGUACAAAAAAACACUGUCUAUUUAAUCGAUUUAAUCGCGAGAAAGGAAGGAUCCUACGACGAAGCUAGACUCAAAUUCGAAAUUAUGGUCUUACCCAGUGGCAAUAUUAAAACGCUGAAUGCGCCCACCGAUUCAGAUCGAAAAUGCUAUAAACCCGAAUUAUAUCCUGAAAACGAAGAAUUAAAGAAAAUACUCGCAAAUCUGGUCAUAGUGAACAGUAAAGAGAAAAGUUCCACUGAAUCUAGUAAAGAAGUACUGUUACUGUUAGUCGAAAGUUUACUCAAGAAAAUGGAAUCCCACAUCUCUAGUUUGGAAACCAAUCGAAAAAUAGAUAAUAAGAAGUUAAAUAGGAAGCUAAAAUCGUUGGAGGACUUAUUAGAAGCAAAUGAGAUAAUCAACGAACUUAUAUGGCGCCCAAUGCAGUGAAUUUGCUUUGAAAAACUUCGUCAGAAAAGGUUACCCACUGAAAACUUCUAGAUUUAAGAUGUAUUUUGAUUGUGUUGUGUUUUUUUAAAUCACGAUGACUAUCUAAUCAGUUCCUACUAAUCCUAGGAUUAUUUUUCAUCAUUUCGAAUAUUUUUUCUCAUUUUGAUUGUGUGAUAUGAAGUAAAUAUUAUAUAAAAUCAA
Molecule: messenger RNA, 1316 nt
Organism: Planococcus citri (citrus mealybug)
Lineage: Eukaryota; Metazoa; Arthropoda; Insecta; Hemiptera; Pseudococcidae
Product: proliferation-associated protein A-like
Exons: 8
Coding region: 123-1115 (330 amino acids)
Source: RefSeq, a predicted model, not a curated record